Molecule: messenger RNA, 1068 nt
Organism: Hordeum vulgare subsp. vulgare (domesticated barley)
Lineage: Eukaryota; Viridiplantae; Streptophyta; Magnoliopsida; Poales; Poaceae
Product: fatty-acid-binding protein 3, chloroplastic
Exons: 5
Coding region: 56-844 (262 amino acids)
Biological process (GO): fatty acid metabolic process
Cellular component (GO): chloroplast stroma
Molecular function (GO): intramolecular lyase activity; fatty acid binding
Source: RefSeq, a predicted model, not a curated record
AUAAGAUGGAUUGGAUAAGGGACUCGCGCGUUCACCCAACCAGCGCUGCUCCGCCAUGAUCGUCGCUUCCGUCGUGCCCUCUCCGCUGGCCGGCCCUGCACCCGCCAGGCCGCUCCGCCGCACGCGUCUCCUUCCACCCUGCGACCUGCCGGCCGGCCGAUGCCGCGGCGGCGCACGGCGCCCGCAGCACAUGCACAUCUCGUUCGCGGCCGGAGGAGGCCCAGCGGGUGACGCUUAUGUCGUAGAAGGCGCGACGAACGUGAAGUUCUCCAGGGAGCUGACUGUUCCGGGCCACGCAGAGCCUCUCAUCAUCCUCGGCACAGGUUACAGAGACAAGUUCUUCGUCAAGGUAUACGCCGCGGCAUUCUACGUCGACAUCUCCAUCGGGCUAGACACCGAGCAAUGGAGGAGAAAGGUUGGCCUCGACACUUUCGAUGCGUCCUCGGGUUUCGACUCCAUUUUUAAAGCACCGGUUGUGAAAUCUCUGAGCAUAACUCUGGUUAGAGACGUUGAUGGCAAGACCUUUGUCAAGGCUUUGGAUGCCGUUAUUGCUCGCCGGAUCCAGAAACCGACCGCUGAGGAAGAAUCUUCACUGUCGACCUUCCGGAAUAGCUUUCUGGGGCGCAAUCUCAAACAGGGGACACGCAUCUAUUUAACUUGGUUGGAACCCUCAAGAAUGCUGGUCUCGGUUUCGACGGACCAAUGUCCAUCCCAAAUCGACGCUGAGGUCAAAUCAGCCACUGUCAGUUAUGCUCUGUAUGAUGGCUUCUUCGGUAGCUCUCCCGUAUCCCCCACUUUGAGAUCUUCCACUGCUCAGCUGCUAGAAGCUAUCCUUACAGAGUGACGUGCAGAGCAGGAUCAUGUAUGGUCCCUCAAGAUUGCAGAGUGGUGAAUAAAUACUAUAGCGGUUUUCUUGGAUAAUUGCAUCUCAUAUAUUCGGAAGUGGUGGUGCAUAUCUGUGUUACACUUCGGGGAUUUGUUUUUUUUUUUUUACUAGGGGGAUGUCUCAUGUAACUCAAAUUAAUACAUUUGAAAUAUGAGUAUCCGUACCAUGUCAUGUGUUUCUAA